UCACUGAAGAAUGACGACUCAGUGUCCAAAAAGGAUGUGCAGAGGAUUCUGGAGCUGAGUCACAAACAAAGAGAAGAGAUGAGAUCACUCCAGGCAGCCCUUCAGAAGCAACUGGACGAGGCGGCAGAGCGAGCUGAAAAACAUCAAGCCACGAUCAAGUUCCUGAAGAUGGAGAUGGAGAAAAAGACCAAAAUCAUCAAAGACCUACAGCAGGAGAACAAAAGCUUGAAGAAUAAACUCCUUUCUGGGAAUAAGCUGUGUGACAUACAUGCAGAAGAGUCUAAAAGAAUCCAGGCCCAACUGAAGGAGCUGAGAUAUGGAAAAAAGGAUUUAAUUUUCAAGGGUCAGCAGCUCAUGGAUCUGGAGAACAAGCUGAGAGUGGCCAAAGAAGAACUGGAGAAAGCAGCGCUGGACAAGGAGUCCCAGCUGAAAGCUUUGAAGGACACUGUCCAUAUCUGCUUCUCAUCUGUCCUACAAACCCAGACGGUGGAUUUACACAGACUGCCAGCCACGCCCACUCACUUGAUGAGAUUCUCUCCGUUUGUUAAUAACUCGAGAGUCACCUUCAGGGAGCCGCACUUGAAGGACAUCCCAAAAGUUCCCAGAAUCACAACAAGUAAAUCUCCUGUGAACAUGGAGCUGGUGAGGAGAGACGGUACAGGAGUCAAGGCCUGCCAGAUGGUAAAGGUGGGUGCUGAAUGUUUCCUCAAUCAAACAGAGAGAACAUCUGUGGAGAAAUCAGACCAACCUGCGCAACACCAGCCGAGGACUCCGGAACACACCGACGCACAGACGUCCGUGAACAGCGGGAGGAUGGAGGGAGGAAAAAAGACACAGCUGGACAAAGAACUGAGACACAACUAAAAAACACAGCUGCACAAAAACGAUGAAAAG
Molecule: messenger RNA, 894 nt
Organism: Neoarius graeffei (lesser salmon catfish)
Lineage: Eukaryota; Metazoa; Chordata; Actinopteri; Siluriformes; Ariidae
Gene: luzp2
Product: leucine zipper protein 2
Exons: 10
Coding region: 79-864 (261 amino acids)
Source: RefSeq, a predicted model, not a curated record